UAAUAAAUGCUGAAAUAAUACGAAUAUACCUUUCAAAUGUAUAGGAAGGUUGGGUUGGAUUAGGUUGGAUGAGUAGCAUGUGCGAAGCAACAAACAUCUGAUGCACGUGACAAGUGUUGAUGGUUAUCGGAUUGAAACGAAAACAUGUCGUUAUUUGAAAAAGUUUCUCUCGCAAAUGUUGCAUAUGGUUAAGCCAAGUCCGAUUCAAUCCGACUUUCGGGUAAUUGAGAUUCGAAGUCACGUGCACGCAGGAAAGUGGAAGAAGAAGAAAAAGAAUGUCGAAUGUGAUCGUGCUAAGUGAUUCGGACGAACCCGCGUCGCCCGUUAUUGGCAAGUGCAACGGGAAUGGAUUUGAAAUUAACGAAGAACAUCGUUUCAAUAUUACAAAUGACUUCGACUUUCCGGAGGUACCGUUCUGUCGCGAUAUUGCAGAAAAUUCGGCGUCGCAAAGCGAAGAGGAUCUUUCCAAUUUGAAUACAAACAAUGGCUACAAAUAUCGUGGAUCGUCCACAAAGCAUACCGUGUCCGAUUCUCACGACUCAGAAGACAAUCGGAUUGAAAAGACUUCGCGAAAAGCGACUGCAUCUAAAAAAGAUAAAAUGACGUUGAAGGAGGAACGAUUGAAACGUCAGCAAGAGCGGGCGAGAGAGAAGGCGUUGAAGGCGAUCGAGAAGAAAAAAUCUAAAGAUAUAAAGCCCGGAGAAUGUUUGAAAUUUAUGGAAGUUAAUCUUGAUCGAAAUAUCGAUAUAUUUGCCUUUCGUACAGAAAUUGAAAGCGUAUUGCAAAGUGCUGAUAUUAAAAUUAACGUAACUACUGAGUUAAUUCCGAACAGUAUUACAUGGCAGAGGAAUAUCGAAAAGAAUUAUGUCGGCGAAGAUAAUGAAGUGCAUACAAACAAAAGUAUACAGCCGGAAGAAUAUAUUAUCGUGAUCUGGAGCAAUUACGAAGCAGUAAAACACGUGGCGGAAGGUACUUUCUGCGCUUCCGUCGCGUGCAAUAAAUCUUUGAUACCAAAUUACAAUAUGACUCUGGUUAUCUUUGGCAUGGAAGAGUAUUUUACAUAUCGGAAGAAACAGAAAACAGAUCAGAGUUCUAAAAGUAAAGGAUCGAGACUCAACAGCAAAAAUAAUGAGCAUUUUAAAACAUUUCCAAUUAUAUCGAGACAGCAGCUGGAGAUGUGCCUGACCGAAAUUCAGUUAGUAGUCAAAUGUAACAGUAGAUUAAUUGAGAACGCGCAGGAUCUAAGUUUAAUGGUAUACCAGUAUACAAAAUCUAUUUCGGAAAUACCGUAUAAAUUGCAGAAGAGAGAAAGUCAGGAAGAUAAAUUUGAUUGGUAUGUUAUGGGAGACAAUAAGAACACUGUGCGUGUAGAUAAAGAUGGAAAUGGAUUGAAGAGAUUGUGGCAACAGCAGUUGUGUCAAUUUAAUUUAAGUAGCUUGGAAACAUCAGAAGCAAUAUGUGCAGUUUAUCCUAGUCCAAUGCAACUGAUCAAGGCUUAUAGAAAUUGUACACCUGAUGAAGGUAUGAAUUUAUUGAAAGAUAUACCGAUUAGAAGAGCAAUGGGACCUCUCACAGCUGUACGUAAAAUCGGUCCCGAAUUAAGCAAAAAGAUAUAUGUGAUGUUUACGUCGCAAAACGGGCACACUCUAUUAGGGACUGAGAUAUAGAUACCACUAUUAAUGCUAAUAAGGUAUUGAAGAACAGAUAGAAAUUUAACUAAGAGGAUUUCUAUCUUACUCAAAAUAAAAGAUUCCAGCAAAGAGAGUGUGUUAAGCAGUUCUUUAACAAAAUACAUUUGGGCCCUAUUAUUGUGAAUGUUUGCCGUUGUCCAAAACCUGAUAUAUAAAUAAAGGCAUUAAUUAAACGUUCCAAAACCGAUUGUUUGCUCACACAUCUAAAAUUGAUUAAUAAUUAAUAUCUAAUUCAAUGGAAGGGAAUAUAAGGUUGGGAAUUAAACAAAUUCCAAUUAUAUAUAUAUCACAAAAAAAUAUUUAUUGAAUACAAAAUAAAAAGCAACCUGAUAUUGUAUCUACAAUAUUCUUUUUUAAUACGUACUUAAAGAUCCAUGAUGAUGCUUAUCGCUCAUCCACAAGUGUUAAUAGCAUUGUAAGACAAUAUCAUCUGCAUAUAUGUCUAAGUUUACUAACUAUUUACAUUCACGUUACCGAUUAAGAGAUAGAUUGAAAAUCCCCUUAGUUCCAUCCAUGUAUUUGAAAUUUUUUAUCUAAAGAUAAUUAAAUAAUUGAAAGUAAUAGAAGCACAUGGUUUCGUUAAACACUUCUACUUACUUAAGCUAGAAAAUUAAAGAAAAUAUAUGUACAAUAAGGAAGGAAGAGAGGUUCUAUCAAGUAAAAUAAGUCUAGUAUCAAAUUAACAUUAAGCAGCUUUAGGAAAUAGGAUAUUUUGGUUUUACAUAGGGAAAAAUCACAAAUAUGAAUUGACAACAAAUGCUUAUAAAUUAAUUGCCUGUAUUAUAAAUUUGGUAUUUACUAUUAUGUGAUAUAUUUUUCUUAUAAUUAAAUAGACUAAUAUGCUAAAAUUCAUUUUUUUUUAAAUAUAUAUGCAAUAAUAUUAUAUUUAAUAAUUUAUUUUAAUAGAAAAGUUAUAUGAUUCCUAAUAUAGUUUAAAAUCUAUAUAUAUAUAUAUAUAUAUAUAUAUAUAUAUAUAUAUAUA
This is a messenger RNA of Cataglyphis hispanica, 2673 nucleotides long. It is a transcript of the gene mms4, whose product is annotated as crossover junction endonuclease EME1. The record is from RefSeq and is a predicted model, not a curated record. Gene Ontology annotation, cellular component: nucleus; Holliday junction resolvase complex. Gene Ontology annotation, biological process: mitotic intra-S DNA damage checkpoint signaling; double-strand break repair; resolution of meiotic recombination intermediates. The coding region runs from base 276 to 1667 and encodes 463 amino acids. Lineage: Eukaryota; Metazoa; Arthropoda; Insecta; Hymenoptera; Formicidae. The transcript is spliced from 4 exons.